Molecule: messenger RNA, 489 nt
Organism: Entrophospora candida
Lineage: Eukaryota; Fungi; Glomeromycota; Glomeromycetes; Entrophosporales; Entrophosporaceae
Source: the annotation of a GenBank genome assembly
GUUAAUUUAUCACUUUAUACAACUACAGCAGUGGUACUUCUUGAUGGAGACGGCAAUAGGAUUCUAGCAAAAUAUUAUGGUAGUAAGAAUGCAUAUCCUACAAAUAAAGAACAAAAGGUAUUUGAGAAGGGAUUAUUUGAUAAAACUAAAAGAUCAAAUGGGGAAAUUAUUUUAUAUGACAAUCAUGUAGUUCUUUAUCGUAAUAACAUUGAUGUGUUUUUCUAUGUUGUUGGAUCAGCGGAUGAAAAUGAACUCAUUUUGAAUAUAGAAAAAAGAACAAUUAUUGAUAAUUUAGAUUUGGUUGUUCUCGCCUUGGACGAAACUAUUGAUGAUGGUAUUGUAUUAGAGACAGAAUCAAAUGUUAUUGUUUCUCGCGUUUCUAGACCUCAUACUGAAUCAUCGGAUAUUCCAAUAACAGAACAAACAAUUAUUCAAGCAUAUCAUACAGCCAGAGAAAGAGUUACUGAGCGUUUAAUGAGAGGGGUUUAG